Messenger RNA from Sphaerodactylus townsendi, 3551 nucleotides. RefSeq names its product NADPH--cytochrome P450 reductase. Lineage: Eukaryota; Metazoa; Chordata; Lepidosauria; Squamata; Sphaerodactylidae. Gene Ontology annotation, biological process: response to hormone. Gene Ontology annotation, cellular component: cytosol. The record is from RefSeq and is a predicted model, not a curated record. Gene Ontology annotation, molecular function: flavin adenine dinucleotide binding; FMN binding; NADPH-hemoprotein reductase activity.
UGCGCAGUGGUAGGCUCCGUCGCCGCCCUCUCUUUCUCUCUUCCCCUUUGCGAGGCCCGGCUGCUGCUCCAGCUGCCGGUUCUACUCGGUCAACGGCGCUUGGAGAGGGGGGACCCGCUUCUCAUCCGCCAAGAGGACAGCCGCUGAAGAAUCAUAGUCUGCGCAGGGCUUGGAAGCUUCCGAUUCUUCGAGCAUGAUAAUAGACAUGUUCCUCAUAGCUGCCAUCAUUGGCCUCUUGACCUACUGGUUUUUCUUCCGCAAGAAAAAAGAGGAGGUCCCGGAUUUCGCCAAAAUCCAGCCAACAGUAACACAAUCAACCAAUGAGGGCAGCUUUAUUGAAAAAAUGAAAAAGACGGGAAGAAAUAUAGUGGUUUUCUACGGCUCCCAGACAGGGACCGCUGAAGAGUUUGCCAACCGCCUGGCCAAAGACGCCCAUCGGUACGGCAUGCGGGGCAUGUCUGCCGACCCGGAGGAGUACGACUUGUCUGACCUGAGUCGCCUCGCCGAGAUCGAGAAGGCGCUGGCCGUCUUCUGCAUGGCCACCUACGGGGAAGGAGACCCGACGGACAACGCCCAAGACUUCUACGACUGGCUGCAGGAGACAGACGCCAACCUCUCCGGCAUCAAAUUUGCAGUAUUUGGACUCGGGAAUAAAACAUACGAACAUUUCAACGCCAUGGGGAAAUACGUGGACAAGCGGCUGGAGGAGCUGGGCGCCCAGCGGAUUUUUGAGCUCGGCCUGGGAGACGACGAUGGGAACCUGGAAGAGGAUUUCAUCACAUGGCGGGAGCAGUUCUGGCCAGCGGUGUGUGAGCACUUCGGCGUGGAGGCCACAGGAGACGAAUCCAGCAUCCGUCAGUAUGAGCUGGUUAUCCUUGAAGACAUCAAUAUGAACAAGGUUUACACAGGAGAAAUGGGCCGUCUCAAGAGCUACGAGAGUCAGAAGCCGCCAUUUGAUGCCAAAAACCCCUUCUUGGCUCCAGUUUCUGUGAACCGGAAGCUAAAUCAAGGUGGAGACAGGCAUUUCAUGCACUUGGAGCUGGACAUCAAUGGUUCCAAAAUCCGGUAUGAAUCUGGAGACCACAUUGCUGUGUACGCAGCCAAUGAGACCUCAAUAGUGAACCAGCUGGGUGAAAUCCUCGGGGCAAAUCUGGAUACAGUCAUCUCCCUAAACAAUCUAGAUGAGGAGUCUAACAAGAAGCACCCGUUCCCUUGCCCCACCUCCUACCGCUCCGCUCUGACCUACUACUUGGACAUCACCAACCCGCCCCGCACCAAGCGUCCUCACGAGCUGGCCCAGUGGCAUUACACGGACCCCGAGCAGGAGAAAAUGCGCAAGAUGGCCUCCUCCUCCGCUGAAGGCAAGGCGCUGUACCUCAACUGGGUUGUCGAGGCCCGGAGGAACAUCCUGGCCAUCCUGCAAGACACUCCCUCGCUGCGCCCUCCCAUCGAUCACCUCUGUGAACUGCUGCCGCGCUUGCAGGCUCGCUACUACUCCAUCGCUUCAUCCUCCAAGGUGCAGUCAAACUCCAUUCACAUCUGUGCCGUAGUGGUGGAGUACGAAACCAAAACGGGCCGGGUGAACAAAGGCGUGGCCACCAACUGGUUGAAGAACAAGCAUCCCAAUGAGAACGGGCACAAGUCCACAGUGCCCAUGUAUGUCCGGAAAUCACAGUUCCGGCUGCCUUUCAAAUCCACCACUCCUGUCAUCAUGAUUGGGCCGGGGACCGGCAUCGCGCCCUUCGUUGGGUUCAUCCAGGAGCGAGGCUGGCUCAAGCAGCAAGGCAAGGAGGUGGGUGAAACCGUGCUCUACUAUGGAUGUCGGCAUGAGAACGAGGACUACCUCUAUAAAGACGAGCUGGCCAAGUUCCUCAAGGAGGGGGCCUUGACCGGUCUGCACGUGGCCUUCUCAAGAGACCAAGAACACAAGAUUUACGUUCAGCACUUGCUUAAGAAAAACAAGGAGAAUGUGUGGAAACUGAUCCACGAAGGAAACUGCCACAUAUACGUGUGUGGCGACGCCCGCAACAUGGCCCGGGACGUCCAGAACACCUUCUACGAGAUUGUGGCGGAAUACGGCAAGAUGGACCAGCAGCAGGCCGUGGACUAUGUCAAGAAACUGAUGACCAAAGGCCGCUAUUCCUUGGACAUCUGGAGUUAGGGGGUGGGGCAUGAGCGGGGUUGUCUGGGUGGAGGAAGAGCCACUGCGGGGAGGGCAGGGGGCGGGGCGGGGCGGGGGGGACUCGGCUGGCUGCCACUGUGAGACUGUGCCUUCCUCUCCUUUGCCUUCCUCCUCCACCUCCAAUGGUGGGUCAGAAUGUGGGGGGGCCGCAGGGCUGACCCUGAAGCCAAGCAAGACUAAGCCAGCUCCCCCAGAGCACCAGCGAACAUCAGCGGCUUUCUCCGUCUCUUGCGCGAGGACCGCUGCUGGGAGGCUCUCUGGGGGGAGGGAGGGUAAGGGACCCCCACGGAAUGGGCUGCCCCUUCUCUCUGCACUCGGCCAUCCUAUUGUCUCCUCUGCGCUGGGAAGCCACUCCUCCUCCUGGGGGAGCCGUGGAAACGGGGCUUGGAUGAUAACUGGAGCCCUUCCCAAUGGGCCUGGGAAUUGGGGGCAGUUCCCCAGACCCCCUUUUUUCAGCCACUUUCCAGAAGAGGCCGUUUCUAGGUUCCCAUUGUGUUGGGAAAGCAGGGAGGGAAAUGGCCAGUUAGAAUUAAUUUGGAGGAAGGGGGGUGGGGUUACAGAGAAUUGGGGUGCAGGUUAAUUCCAGAUCUCUAAAAUGGGUGAGUGCUUGGGAGGAAGGGGGCUUGCAAAAGAAACCAGGGGCUUGGCUUCAGCAGUAGUUUGGAGGAGGGCAUGAUCAAGGCGGUAGUGUUUUUUUGGGGAGGGGGCACUUCUUCCUCCCCUCUAUAUAGCUGCUAACACAGGUGGGAUCAGCUGCCACAGGUGGAACUCUGAACCCUCAUGUCUCCUAGAAAAAUCAGCCUGUUAACAGUUCUUUCUGCUGUGGCGUGGGCAAUAAAGUUGCCCCCCACUGGACCUAUCCUUUCGAGUACCUCAUUGGGACUCUGGGCUCCCAGCAGGGUCCAAAGAGCCCUGUUGGAUCAGACCAGUGGUCCAUCACCCAAUAUCCUGUUUCAUGAACGGUUGGAUGGGCAGUGCAGAGAGGCCUUCCUCUGGUAAAGCCUGGUGUUGGGGAUGGGGUAGACUGCCCCUGGCUGGGGAGAUUCCCCUUUCAGUCUGGCCUUGUUGCAUCGAAGACACAGCCUUGCGGAGCCGCUGGCUCACUUCUGAAUCCAUUCUUGAGCUGCAGAAUUUCCUAUCACAGCCUGGUCCAUGUUUGUUGCUGACCUGGAUGAAAUCCUCACCUACCUACGUUGCCUGCAGUGGUGACGCUGAAUCAUUGUGGCAUUUUGGCCUGGAUGAGGAGAGACCAGUGGCGGAGCUACAAGGGGACAGGGGGUGCGCAGCGCACCGAGCACAUGCCUGGGGGCGGAAAAUCCUCCUUUCUCUCGUGACCCCCCCCUUCCCCCUUCCCACACCUACCUUAAUU